Diabrotica balteata is the source of this 552-nucleotide messenger RNA. NCBI's taxonomy places the organism in Eukaryota, Metazoa, Arthropoda, Insecta, Coleoptera, Chrysomelidae. The record is from the annotation of a GenBank genome assembly.
GUAUACCAGAGAAACUUAUCCGACUAACGAGAAUGACAAUCUCUAACUUAGAAGCCACUGUCAGAAUACAGGAAGAGAAUUCUAGAAUUCUCCUGUUUAAUAUUGCCUUAGAAGAGGCAGUCCGCGAUACACGAAUUAGGGAUGGCAGUACUAUUUACAAUAGAUUGAUACAAGUGUUAGCAUAUGCUGAUGACAUUCACAUAAGAGGGCGUAGCAAGCGAGAUAAUGAGCAAUAUCUCCUGGAAUUGGAAACAGCGGCGAAACAGACAAAACCAAGUACAUGUUGGUUACAAAGAGUCACAUAGCAAAUGAGGAACGAGACACAGUCUUUGGAAGUCAUACCUUUGAACGUGGACAACUUCACAUACCUUGGGUCGCUAUUAACUGCUACCAAUAAAACAAGUGAAGAAAUCAAAAGACGAAUAAAUCUUACAAAUAGGGCAUACUAUGGACUCCAAAAGAAUUUCGACUCAAGAAACAUUCAAAGAAGAACUAAAAUUAUUAUAUACAAAACAUUGCUGAGCCAGUCAUCACAUAUGGAGCAGAAAAAUG